Messenger RNA from Racocetra fulgida, 935 nucleotides. The record is from the annotation of a GenBank genome assembly. Lineage: Eukaryota; Fungi; Glomeromycota; Glomeromycetes; Diversisporales; Gigasporaceae.
CUGUAAUUGAAAAAUUAGUAGAAGCAGUGAAUAAAAUGACAUUACAGUUACAAGAAAAGAAAAGACCCCCUCGAGAGUAUUCUAAAGAAUUUUUAGCUAAGAUAGUUUGCUUUAAAUGUGGUAAACCGGGACACAUAAGUUGGGUGUGCCAAGAAAAUAUAAAACCCACGAAUAUUGUAAAAGAUCCAGAUAAAAAUGUCACUGUUAGUAAAGAAACCCUCCAAGCUCUUCUUUCUUUGCUGGAUGAUAAAAAAGAGGAAGGAGCACAUGACCAACUGACUUUUUUAAGUUUUCAAAAAAAUAGGCCCAUUAAAACUAGAGAGUUAUAUGAAAAUGAUGAAGAUGAGAUUAUGACAGCCGGGACCCUUACUGAUGAAGAUGAGUUCGAUAAUGAAGAUCUUGAGGAUCGCAUUUAUGGAGUUUCCAAUUCUGAGGACGAAUAUUGGUUUGAGGAUGUAUGGUCAUCCCUAUCAUCCUCGAGUACUGAUCUAAUCUCCUUUGAUUCUGCUGAUGAAACAGACGAGAACCACGAGGAGACAGAUGAGGGUCGUGAUGAAAUCUUGGUCAGCUCUCUUCCACCGUUGUAUCAAGAUUUGGAUGAACUUAACCUUACGAUGACUCUGUCAACAACUUACUUAUUAGGAGAAGGUGAUGAACCUAUUGUUGAUUUACUCGACUUCUAUUAUAAGGAAAAAAUUCCUGAAAUUGCAUAUCGCAAUGCUGAAUUUCAGACCGUUGAAGUAGUACUUGGUCGCCAAUUUCAUAAGACUCCAACUUAUGAUUAUGAUCAUGAUACAGUUUUUGAUAAGCUUGAGCUUGCUUUAUUUUUUUUUUCUGCCAUUAUACGAGAUUCUGUUAAAGAACCUAGCACUAUCUCAAUUCGUUGCAUUAUUUGUUGUUGCGGUUCUUUUUCCGUGGCCGGCUUAUUAGAAGAG